Linnemannia hyalina is the source of this 1791-nucleotide messenger RNA. The record is from the annotation of a GenBank genome assembly. Lineage: Eukaryota; Fungi; Mortierellomycota; Mortierellomycetes; Mortierellales; Mortierellaceae.
AUGUUCUUCACGCCCUCAGGGUCAUUCGGAGGAGCCUCGAGCUCCCCGCUCCAAAAAGCACGGAAGUCCCGAUGCACGGGGGCGUCAAGCUCCUAUUUCGGAGCACCCGUCAACUUCUCAUUCACUGCAACCACAGCAUCGGCAUCCCCAAUCGCAUCAGCCUCAGCCGUACCCACUCCAAUCGCGACAUUCGACACCACCGUCUAUGGGAUACCAAAAAUCCAAGAGCUGACCCUAUCCGUCAGGAGCCGCUACUCGUUCGUCGAACCCACAACCUACCUCAACACCACGGCCCAGGCCAGCACUGACGACUCUUCCAACUGGUUCAUCAAAGUCGAAUAUUCGCAACAGCAGCAGCAGGACGGCUUGGUGUCCGCCCACAAGGAUGGUCAGAUUGAGGUCGCGCUCUCGUGGCACAACGAACAGGACGAGACGACCUCUUCAGAAACGGAUUUUGAUAUUCGACAUUAUAAGUCUAUGUCGUUUAUCCCCAUGAAGCAUCCUCAUCGACUUUUCACUUUUCCGAUUGCUGAGAAUGCUCUUCUUGAUGGAGAGGCCAUCAAAGGAACGAUUGAUUUGGACGAGGUCUCGACAGCCACACACGCGUUCGAGUUCCAUAUCGUCCUCUCGACUGCCCCGAACCUUGCUCGCACACCUCUACCCCCUCAACCUAAAAGCGGUUACAUCCUGCCUCAGUUCCUCAAGGACCCUCACUCUGUUGAUAUAUGCUUUGUCUUUCCUAACGACCGCGACGCUGCCGGUGUGGGUCUAUGGGCUCACCGCGUUGUUUUGAGCCAGAGUAAGGUCUUUGCCAAGAUGAUCGACGAUGCUGUCCAAAAGGCUGCUUCCGAUGCUGCCGCUGCGACCUCCUCUUUCUCUCAACAAAAAGCAGUUAUUGAUGCCGCGGUGAAAGCAACUACACCUGCUGGAGCUCGGCAGGAGAAUGUAGACGUGGGCAAAAUGACGCGGACUUUGUCGAAUCAUGAGGACGAAACUGGCAGUAUUACGUCAUUCACGGAUAUUGGAAGUCAGGCUGACGGCUCUGUUGGCGACCUGUAUUUCUCUGAGACUGUAGAUCUGUCUGAGCUGGAAUGUGAGCUGGGAGCUGUUGAGGGUGGAGUCACUGCCGCCACCGUCAAGACUGAGACUAACGACAAGCAGGAAUCGGCAACCGCAGAGAAGGAGAAGCCGGCAGACGCUAUUACUGAGGCGACCGCAACCACUAAUACCACAAAAUCUGACAAGACAGCUCCAGGGGCGGGGCCCAGGACUUUGACUUUUGUGGUCGAUCAAGUGUCCUUGGACGUCUUCCUGGCAUUACUCCAAUACAUCUACACCGGCGAAAUCAACCUGACCCCAAGCGCUGAUCGCUUUAUCUUCAGUAGCACCAAACCCAACAACACCGAUAGCACCGACCGCACUGUGACCAAUGGCGCCUCGCAGCAAGACCGAGAGGUCGCGCAAUGGGUCACUUACAAUCCAAAGGGCACUGGAAAGGCAACCAUAUACGAGGAGCUGAUGCUGGCGGCUGACUUGUACGGAAUUUCCGACCUGGCGUUCUUCUGUCAGCAAAAGGUAGAAUUGUCUUUGAAUUCAGGCAAUGUUUCGCGGAUCCUGUUUAAUGUUGCUCCUCGCUACCCGCGGAUCAAGGCCCCCGCCCUUGCCUUUAUGGUCAAGUCCCGGGCCACCAUGUUCGCCAAGGAUGCUGACCCCUUCAAGGACUACAGGAACCACCCGGACUGCUACAGCCUGAUGCUGGAGGUUGUGCAGCUCUUGGCUGCCAGCAAUUAA